CGCCUUUUUCCCGAAUGUGUGUCCAUGACACACGCCCAUUGAUUGGCAAUUCGACGAUCUUACUGAUCGUGUGACAUUUAAAGAGCAUUUCUGGUUUCAUUUGUGAGGGCAAAUCUCAAUUAUUUUCAUCAGAGCAGAAGAAAUGACGAAGAAAACCGUUCCGUCUUCAAUUCUCAUCGUCGGUUCGGGGGUGUUUGGCCUUUCCACGGCACUUUCACUUGCGAGUGUUCCCAAAUACAAUGGCACGAAAAUUACUCUGAUAGACCGCAGUGCCUUUCCCGCGCCUGAUGGCGCAAGCAUUGAUUCCUCACGUAUCAUUCGACCAGACUACGCAUGCGAAGCAUACUUUCGACUUGGAUGGAAAGCUCAAGAGCUAUGGAGAAGUACACAAUGGGGUGCAGACGGGAGGUACUCUGAAAGUGGCCUCGCUCUAACUUGUAACGAUCGUUGCCAAGAUUAUGUGCGGGAUAGUUUCGAGAACGUCCGACAGGAGGCGGGUGGUGCCAUUCACGGGCCGAGUGGGAAGCCGCUUGUGGAGGAACUCUGCGACGCCGAAGCUAUUCGAGAUGUGCUUGGAUCCGGUGGAGGCAGCGGAUCCUGGGGGUACAUCAAUCGGAGCAGUGGUUGGGCUGAUGCGGAGGCUGCGAUGCGAUAUGCGCGGUCGAAGCUUGAGGCCACCGGCAGAGUUGAGUGCCGAAAGGGCGAGGUGAAGCGAUUACUCCAGCGUAGCACGAGCAGUGGAAAAGAGAUUGCUGGAGUCGAGCUGAUCGACGGGUCGACGAUCACUGCUGAGCUCACCGUACUCACCGCGGGUGCGUGGUCUGGCCGAUUGGUUGAUUUGCGUGGCCGCGUGCAAGCCACUGGCCAGGUCGUAGCCUAUGUCCGCUUAACGCCAGAGGAACAGGAAAGGCUGCAAAACAUGCCUGUCUUGCUUAAUCUUAGUACUGGCAUGUUCAUCUUUCCUCCGCGUAACUGCCUGCUCAAGGUUGCUCGUCAUGGCUAUGGUUACAGCAAUCCCGUAAAAGUGCCGCACCCGGAGAAGGAGGAUGGCUCAAGCAUCCAUGUGAGUCUGCCACGUACCACUGUGGACGUACCAACGCAACAAAUCCCCCAUGAGGGCGAGCAGGCUUGUAGACAAGCUCUUCAGGAAAUGGUGCCUGGUAUUGGGGACCGUGAGUGGCUGAGCACUAGAAUAUGCUGGUAUUCGGAUACUCCAGAGGGUGACUGGCUCGUUGAUUUCCACCCUGAGUAUAACAAUACUCUCUUCGUCGCUACAGGCGACAGCGGUCAUGGGUUUAAAUUUCUCCCUGUAUUGGGCGACCAGAUUGUUGCUGCUCUCGAAGGUCAUACGCCGACUGACUUUGCCGACAAGUGGUGUUGGCCAGCAGCCGCAGUUGACGGGCUUUUGGAGACGCUGGAUGGAAGCCGUUCAGGCCCCAGGAAUAUGAUCUUGGACCAAGAAUUGGCUCAAAGGGACAUUUCGCGGAGCAAAUUAUAGAUUUGCAUCUCUGCUCUGCAUUCGAUGGGAUCUGUUCCGCUUUUUAUACUUCGGAACAUUUGCCCUACAGCAAGCUCUUUUUACGACACAUCAAACGCUCUCUCACGAAGCGUGGCUGGGUAUAGGCGGAAGUCUCAGGCAUAUAUAAACUUGGAGCAUUGUGUAUAGAUUAGACACAUAGACAUGAUACCUGCU
Messenger RNA from Xylona heveae TC161, 1693 nucleotides. RefSeq names its product FAD dependent oxidoreductase. Gene Ontology annotation, molecular function: sarcosine oxidase activity; L-pipecolate oxidase activity; proline dehydrogenase activity. The transcript is spliced from 2 exons. The coding region runs from base 143 to 1498 and encodes 451 amino acids. NCBI's taxonomy places the organism in Eukaryota, Fungi, Ascomycota, Xylonomycetes, Xylonales, Xylonaceae. The record is from RefSeq and is a predicted model, not a curated record.